CAGGAACAGCACUUGGAGCCUGCUGUGCUAGCUUUUGGUUCAAGCUAUGGGUGGACGAUGCAGCUGGCGUCAAGACAACUGCAUGGGCAGCUGAAGCGAUGAUGAAAUCCUGGCUUCACCAAUGAUAUCAGGAGUUACGUAUAUAUCCCACAACUAGAGAAUUCUAUGGUUUUUCCAAAUCCAUGACUGCUGCGGGCUAUCGGUCUGGCAAAUUUUUUUUGUGCACACUGUUGUUGUCCCAAACUGCGUGUGGCUGCAGCCUGUCAUGUGUCUGGUUCAAUUGUUUCUGCCGUCCUGCUGUCAGGAUUCGUUCAAUAUUGGCGUCUGUGGGAUAUCUCUGUCUCCUGAUACGAGUUACAGGUUUCCGGAACGCCAACCGAAGUCAUAAAUCAUGCAUUGGGGGUAGGCUUGAAAGUUCAACGAGUUCACAUUGCCACACAGUGCUCCCCACUCAAGUCGGACAAGCUGGUGUCUUCAGCUUAGCAUGAUUGUUUACACUGGGCAUUGCAUACAUACAUCUUCAUGGUCUCACCGUCUCCAACGACAAUAUUAAUUCAUCCAUCGAUAUCAUGGU
This is a messenger RNA of Suillus paluster, 574 nucleotides long. RefSeq lists its product as uncharacterized. Bases 183 to 488 code for a protein of 101 amino acids. Lineage: Eukaryota; Fungi; Basidiomycota; Agaricomycetes; Boletales; Suillaceae. The record is from RefSeq and is a predicted model, not a curated record. The transcript has 2 exons.